Messenger RNA from Amblyraja radiata (thorny skate), 3743 nucleotides. Its product is annotated as transcription factor-like 5 protein. The transcript has 6 exons. Gene Ontology annotation, molecular function: protein dimerization activity; DNA-binding transcription factor activity, RNA polymerase II-specific; RNA polymerase II cis-regulatory region sequence-specific DNA binding. Gene Ontology annotation, cellular component: nucleus. The record is from RefSeq and is a predicted model, not a curated record. Gene Ontology annotation, biological process: spermatogenesis; regulation of DNA-templated transcription. The coding region runs from base 609 to 2216 and encodes 535 amino acids. NCBI's taxonomy places the organism in Eukaryota, Metazoa, Chordata, Chondrichthyes, Rajiformes, Rajidae.
CCGAGCGGCGGCGGCCGUGUGUAGCGCGUGGGUGGGGCAAUAAAAAGGAGGCAUUUUCCUCUCCACGCCCUAUCCCCGCGGUUGUGGCGACCAGAGGGUGGGCGCCUGUACAUGGGUUUGUGGCAGCUCGCGGUGCUCUGGGCGUAAAACUUGUGGCCUGGGCAGGAGGGGAGGGUUUACCCGCCCGCCGUCUUUGUUCCGUGUGUUCACCACUCUCUCCCCCUCCACUCUCUGAAGAAUUCGGUUUUAUUUUGUUUUAUUAAUUUUAAAAAACGAAUCCCAAGUGCCUGAAAAGGUUGAGCAAAGGGUGCAGUGAAUUGCAGGUCGUGCUGCACGGCGAUUGUGUGUGAGACUUCACCAGAGCUUUUGGAGAGGGAAACCUAUCCUUUUUUAAUUAUAGCAAAGAUUUAGUUUCUCUACAUAAGUUUAAAAGACAAGGGAAGUGGAUAACGUGAGUUUUGAGGCGUUUUUGUUCCACUGCGUCUGGUUAGUUUUUGAGGGCAUCGAUGGGUGAAGGUGGUGCUGUCCAAUUGCACCCUGCCUCUCGUUUUUUGCCAUCUUAAGUCGGAGAAGCGAGGAAGGUGUUCUUUUAUAUUUACUUCUUCUGGAUGAUGCUUUCUUCUGAGGCCACACCAGAGUCGCUCCGUUCCCCAUCUCAUGAAUCCAGGUCCUCGGAGCCAACCCCAACCACUUGUACCUCCGAGUGCCCCUUCACAGAGCCGGGAUUGAACUUCACCAACUCCGAUCUUGGCCUCGUGGACAUGAGCGAGGUUGAAUACACCCAGCUGCAGCACAUUCUAUAUUCGCAUAUGGAGUCCCAGUCGGGGGAAGGUGAAUUGGAGACUCGUCUGAAUUCUACAUUGUACCAGUCUGCCAAUCCUACCAACCAGGCUGCAUUUUCAACAGCCAACUCAUCUAACCAGGUUCCCUACUCAACAGCCAACUCUGCCAAUCAGAAUCUGUACCCUGUUACCAGUACUACGAACCCCACUUCAGAAUCUCACUAUGUGGGUAACAACCAGUGUUUAGGGCACAUUGAUUUCCAAGAGUUAAAAAUGAUGCUUUUGAAUGACCCUCCACUACCUAUUAACAGCACUAAUAAUUUGCAAAAUUUGGAGAAAUUCUCCCAAAAUUCUUCUGCAGAAACCACCCGACCUAAUGGACUAACGCUGAAAAAUAGAGAGACAGUGGGUACUUCCGAUAAGGAGAAGAUUUCAGGGGACAGCUCAAUGGCGGGACAAGAAUCAAGAUGUAAAACUGGACCCAGAGUACGUCUUGAAGACAGAUUUAAUGCAGUCCAAAAUGAAAACCAGGAACGACAGGAGUUGCAGGAUUCAGGAGUUACUUUUAACAAUUUGGUUGCUUUGAUCCGGCAUCCUUCAGAGUUGAUGGGGAUACCUCUCCAUCCACAGCAAAACAAAUGUACUACUUUAGUCAAAAGCAAGACUGGGACUUCUGCUCUGCAAUUUGCUUACCCUUUAUACACACCAAACACUUGUACACCAACUGGCAGUACUACCUCUGGUCAAACUCAGGGCACAGGAAGCCAAGCAAAUGUGCUAGAAUCUGCCAGCGCACAGGAGCUUACCCUGCCCAGAGCAUUCUCUUUAUGUUUCCAGCAGGAACUCCAAUCAGCAAGGCAGGCAUUGAGUAACUGCAACAGAAACAAAUCUUUACCUGAGCAAGUCUGGAUUAAGGUAGAAGAUGAAACUCUACGUAAACAAGUAGUGAACAAACGAUGUCGUAGUCGCACACGGCAAGCCAAUGUAGAAACAGAACACAAAGUUCUUAGUGACCUUACUAACAUGACAGAGAAUCAAAAUGCAAAUAUUGCCCAAGGUGGGCAGUGGCAAACGACACAUCCCACCACCCCUGGCCCCACGCAUGGGAACCAACAAGAACUGAAUUGCCAGCGUAGAGAGAGACACAACCGAAUGGAGAGAGAUCGCAGGCGCAGGAUCCGUAUAUGUUGUGACGAGUUGAAUUAUCUUGUUCCAUUCUGCAAUUCUGAGACUGAUAAGGCUACAACGUUACAAUGGACUACUGCUUUUCUCAAGUAUAUUCAGGAAAAACAUGGUGAUACACUAAAAAAGGAAUUUGAGAGUGUUUUCUGUGGGAAAACUGGCAGAAGAUUGAAACAACCAAGAAUAGAAGCACCAGUAGAUCACACUGUAACUACGAGUGUACACAAUCAUGGUGUGAUGGAAAGUAAAUGAACUCCAGAAUGAGUGAAGUUACAGUUCCAAGAGAGGUACAAAGUUAAAUGUAUCUCCCUGAUUGACUAUAUCGAAAGUCAGAAUCAGGAAAUGGAAAAGGGUAGCGAAACAGAGCAAUAAACUACUUGUCAUUCCAGCAUAGUGGUUAGGUGGUAUUAUCACUGGCAAUGUUCAGAACUCUAAACUUGCACUGUGAAAUCAAAGAUGGUGGCAGAAAAUUUGAGUCCACCAUGAUUUGUGCCAUAUAACUCUAUUUCCGUAAUCCCUAGAGGUCCAGGUAUUUUACUUAGCUGUCCAUCAUUUUUAUUUGUACUUUUAUUUCUCAUUAUUUUUCCUGAGGGAACAUUUCAAAAUAUGAACAGGCAUAUAGACGAAUGCUGUUCUUUGAUCUUUAUGUCCAGAUAUAUGAUGAAUAAUCAGUCAUCAAUGAUGUUUACAUUUGGCUGAGUUAAAGCUCAAGAAUAUUAUCAUGGCUAUCAGGCCACCCAUGUAAACCUUUCAAAAUAUUUUAAUAUGCGCUAUAAAUUAUAUAAAUGUUUUAAUACACAUAUUUAAAAAUCACGGUUGAUUCAUAUUUUCCCUACCUGUCUUUGAUAUUUAAAUUGAAUGCAGUUGGAGCAGUGGUGUUGACCAAUCACAGCAUUGGUAUGAUGCCUGAACAUUGUAUAAAUUAAUUUUUGUUAGCUGGAAAAUGUUGACAACAGCAACAUUAACACACUGAACAACUCUACACCCAAAUGCUGCUAAUAAAAUGAAAAUGCAGUUAAAGAGACAGUAUCCAUUUAAUUAUAAAUGAUGAAACAUCCACAACUACAAAGGUACUUGGUGAAAGCUCAGAGUAAGAGUGCAUAAAUGUGUAUGUUUUAUCAUACUGAAGUGUUUUUAUCACAGUAUGAACAGUUUAGGAAAAGAAAAACUUAUUUUCACAAGACUGAAGCACUUUAAUAAAGCAUGCUAAUAGGGUUGUUAUGUUUUAUAUGCCAUCCAGUGUGUGGCAAAAAGAGGAUGCUGUCCCUUUACUGGAAACUGAUAGUUAACUACUAUAUAAGCUUUAACAUUUUGCAAUAUAUUUAAGGUACAAGAUAUUUAUAAUCUUUAGCAAUACAAAAUGAUUUCUUACUCUAUAAAGAGGUUUUAUUCAUUAAAUGGAUCUGUUUGGUUUUAUUUCAAUGACCUGUUAAUUGUUGAUAGUGCUAUUAAUAUUUAAAAUAAAGGAUGACCAAAUACUUUAAAAUAAAUUUGUUGCAUAAAUUAAUAAACCUUACAUUUAACUAUAUGAUUUAAGUAUAUUUCAUAUAUUAGUUAAACUGGAUAGUUUUUAGUUAAUAUGUUCAAAAUAAAUAUAAACAGUAAUCCUUGAAGGGUUUUCUGUCAACUUAGCAGUGUGUAAAUAACAAAGCAAGUAUAUUAAUGAAAGAUGUUUCACAGUAUAUUAAAGAUUUCUGAUUUAAAAAAAGAUCUAUCACUAUCAUUAAAUUUAAAAACAAAUUUGUAUUUAUCUUUGAGCUAAUAAAGGUAUUCAUCCAA